Messenger RNA from Anopheles stephensi (Asian malaria mosquito), 1754 nucleotides. RefSeq names its product protein odr-4 homolog. Bases 408 to 1706 code for a protein of 432 amino acids. NCBI's taxonomy places the organism in Eukaryota, Metazoa, Arthropoda, Insecta, Diptera, Culicidae. Gene Ontology annotation, cellular component: endomembrane system. The transcript has 2 exons. Gene Ontology annotation, biological process: intracellular protein localization. The record is from RefSeq and is a predicted model, not a curated record.
AUUGAUUGUUCGUCCACAGCUGUCAAACGUUGUUUACAAAUGAAGGCAACUUUGGUAAGUGUUUUGUUAAUUCGUUCUAGAUGCAAAAGAAACGUUCUCUCGGCAAUGAAAAGUGCUUAAACGGUUUCGUUGUAGAUUUAACAUGCUCCCAGUGUACAGUUACUUGGCUAUGCUUUUGAGCACACGGUGAGACAUUUUCGAAGAGAAAAUCCCGAAAUCCGCGACACGUCGACACACGCACCCCAAAACACGACACGUCAUUUGCCGGGAAAUCAAUCGACAACCUUUGGUGACAAAAAAGGACAAAUUGCAGCAGAUGUUCUGUUUGAAAAGCAGUUUCAAUCUAGCUAGAAGCAUCAAAAUCCAUCUCACUGAUCUACGCUUGUGAAGGAACCAAUAUCGCCAACAUGGGUCGUUCGGUGUUAUGCGAAUCGUUCGUGGAGGAUUAUUUACGGCAACUGAGCCGAAAGGCUGGCGUGUGCAUGGGGCUGCUCAUUGGACAACCGUCUGCUAAUGGAAAGGAUUACAUUGUCCACGCCAGUCGCAUCACGGGCCAGGACGAAGAGGAAAGCGAUGAAUCGCAAAAACUGAACGCGACAGUGGCCUCCCAACAGGCACUGGACGCGACGAGGAUGCUUCCGGGUGGAAUGUACGUGAUGGGGAUCUUUGUAAUCCACCCGAAGAAUGUGUUCCAAGAGCAGUCACUCCUUUCGUCGGUAAAGUUCAUUCUAAUGAGCAUGAAGGCAACGUUUGACGCUAAUCCGCUACUCAUGGGCACGUGCGAAGAGCUGGAGAAAAGUGAAAAGCUGGUGCUGUACUACUCGUCCAGCAGUAAAACACAGAUUUGCAAAACGGUUUCCCUGGCGGCGGAGAAUCCCGCCGUACUUCCGUGCGACUGGAAGUUUGUCGACCGUGCAUCAACCUGGCACAAGCUAAACGUUUACUUCGAGACGGACGAUGUGUAUCCGUUGAAGCAGAAGAGCGUCCAAGAACAGUACGACACGGAGGCCAAUCUGACGGAAUGUGCGAGAAAGCUGAAAGAUCAGCUAAUAGAUGCGAAAAUUCUUUUCGGUGGAGAACCGAAACCAGCCACCGCUACCGUGGAGUCUGUGCCCGCCAACGUUUACUUACCAACGUCUACAGAACUAUCUCCCAGCGAUGCAAAGAUAGAACAUUUCGAGGGCACGAUGAAAUUCGACGGCAUUGUUAGCUCACAGAUUUACAUCCACGCGCAGAGUACUUUCGGCGAAGCGGAACGGUUCAUCGUCGCCGACAUUGUGCGUUCGCUUAUGUCGCGCAUUCAAAUCCACUGUGAUUCACUGGUACAGACUGAAGACACGACGACGCAGGACAAGAUAACGCUGAACGAGCUGCCGCGCCGCAUCUAUUUCCCGGUGCGCACUCAGGGCGGCUUUCCGGUCCAGUUCAGCGAUUAUCUGUUCCCGGAGGAGAGCGUCGAAACGCCGGUCGGACGGAUAAGAGAAAUUCUCGACAUUGGAGUAGCCGUGCGGGAUUUAAACAGUAAGGUUGAGCUAGUGCCUGUUGUGAAGGAGGACGAACGACCGACCGAGGAGGAGGAGGUAUGGCGUCCCAAAAACAAGACAGAGGAUGAUUUCGACGGAAAGCUAAAUCUGCCCGUUGCCGGUGGGCUGGUAACGGUAAUCGUUUUGUUAAUUGCUUUGCUGGUUUACUAUUUAAUGAAAUAAAUUAAAGCAUUUAAGCGGAUUUUUUUUUCAUGAAAUCUACAUCGCUGA